Molecule: messenger RNA, 2403 nt
Organism: Adineta ricciae
Lineage: Eukaryota; Metazoa; Rotifera; Eurotatoria; Adinetida; Adinetidae
Source: the annotation of a GenBank genome assembly
AUGCCGCCUGUUGAAUUACCAGGAAGUACUGGCGAAGGAGCCAGUACUCAGCCAACAACGAUGACUCCAACUCCACCAACAUUUGCACCUCCAUCGGUCAAAGCCAAGAUCGGUAUUAUUUAUCCGCCACCUGAAGUUCGAAAUAUCGUCGAUAAAACCGCCCUGUUCGUUGCCAAAAAUGGACCCAGUUUCGAAAGUAAAGUCAAAGAAGCCGAAGCGAAUAAUCCGAAAUUCAAUUUUUUGAAUCCGAACGAUCCCUAUCAUGCCUACUAUUUGCAUAAAGUAAGAGAAUCCACAGAAGGCAAAGGUAUGGCACCAGGUGCUGCUGAACAACAAUCAUCAAUUGCACCAACGCCAACGAUACAAGCAGCUGUUACUAAAAUGCCAACAAAAGUUCAAAGUGAUAUCUCGAAAUUUCUCGAACCCAUCAUUAUCAAAGAUCCACCCAGUGAAUAUGAAUUUAUGAUCGAACCACCGUCGAUAUCCGCUAUUGAACUUGAUAUCGUUCGAUUAACUGCUCAAUUUGUUGCCCGUAAUGGUCGUCAAUUUUUAACAUCAUUAAUGUCAAAAGAGGCUCGCAAUCCUCAAUUUGAUUUUCUUAAACCAGCGCAUGGCUUAUUUAACUAUUUUACGAAAUUGGUUGAACAGUAUACAAAGAUUCUUAUUCCACCACGAGAUUUUGCUGCGAAGUUAAUGAAUGAUAUCGAAAAUCAACAAAAGAUUAUGGACGAAGUCAACUAUCGCGUUGAAUGGGUGAAACAUCAAAUGCGCGAGAAAGCCAAAGAGGAAGAAGCUGUAGAGAAAGAACGAGCUGCAUACUCUCAAAUUGACUGGCAUGAUUUCGUUGUCGUUGAAACAGUUGAUUACCAACCACAGGAACAAGGCAAUUUUCCGCCUCCAACAACUCCAGACAUGGUCGGUGCUCGAAUGCUUCUUCAGGAACGUUUCGAUCGCAAUAAUUUUCAACAUAUUACAUCGACUACUAUGAUGAAUAUGUCAGAUUUAGCUGCAGAAAUGGAUAUGGAAUCGCCACCACACUCACCUCCAACGGCGAUGAUGUCUACUGUCAAUAUGCAGGAAAUGGAUAUGGAACAAGACGAUGAUGAUAUGGGCGCUCCUCAACCACCACAACCUCCGCAACAAUCUCGCCUAGCACCAGCUCCACCCGCAAUGAUCUCUCGUAUUCCAGCUGGCCAGCCUCCUCUACCACCACCAUUGCCAUCUGGCUUACCAUCAACUGCCUUACCGCCAGCUCUCCCUACAGAUAAAUUUCCUGCACCUUUGAAACCACAAGAUGUUAUUAUCAAAGCUUACAAUCCGAAAGAAAAAAUGCUUACGGUCCACCAGGGUGAACAAUAUGUCAUAUCGCCAAUCACAAACGAGAAGAUUCCAGCUAGUAGCAUAUCUUCUCAUACCAAAUACGCUCUACUUGAUCCGCAAUGGAUUCAACGGCGUGAGAAAGAAAUGGCAGAGCAGCAUGAGAAAGAACAAGUUUAUGAAGCAGGUUCAGUUGUUGAAGCUGAAUUGAAAAAGUUUGCCGAGCGUCGAACAGAUAUUUUUGGUACUGGUAUACAGGAAACAACCAUUGGCCGAAAGAUUGGUGAAGAAGAUCGACGUGCUGACGAUAAAGUUCAAUGGGACGGUCAUACAGCAACAGCUGAGAAAACAUCGAAGAAAGCUAUGGCUAAUAUUACUAUGGAAGAUCAAAUCAGUGCUAUCCAUCGCAGUCAAGGUUUGCUCGAUGACGAAGCUUCAGCUGCUAAUCGUAUUGGUCCAGCUAUACCCAAACCAACCAUGUCGUCAACAUCGACAUACUCUUCAACAGCUAAAACUAUUCAAAAACCACCACAAUUGUCACCACUCGUAGCCAAACCCAUGAUUCCCAUUGGUGCAGCAUCUCAACGAACAAUUGUCGCUGCACCAAUUAUUUCACGUCCCGGCAUUCCAUCAGUUCCAAUUAUUCCUCAAGGAACACAUGCUAUGAUUGCUAUGCCAUCUGUAGUAGCUGUAGCAUCACAACCACCCAUGCAUCCCCCACCAGUCAUCGAAGAGCCAGCUGCAAAGAGAACAAAGACAGAAGAUCAACUUAUGCCAGAAGAAGAAUUUUAUAAACGAUUCGGAAAAGGCCAAGUUACCAUUACUAUACAGUUACCGAUCGUUCCAGAAAAACCGGAAUGGAAUCUCAACGGUCAAGCUAUACCUUUGACUUUACCUAUAACAGAUCCUAUCUCUGUCAUCAAAGCGAAAUUAUCGGAUUUACUCGGUGGAAUGCCUGCAGGAAAGCAGAAACUUGUUUACAAUGAAAUAUUCGUCAAAGAUUCGAAUUCUCUCGGUUUUUACAAUAUGGUCAAAGGUUCAGUUGUUUAUUUACAAUUGAAAGAACGUGGUGGACGAAAGAAAUAA